Sclerotinia trifoliorum is the source of this 1819-nucleotide messenger RNA. Lineage: Eukaryota; Fungi; Ascomycota; Leotiomycetes; Helotiales; Sclerotiniaceae. The record is from the annotation of a GenBank genome assembly.
AUUGUUUGAAAUCAAAUCUUUUCGAAUUUCCCUCUGUGAAGUAAAUAAAUAAGAAAUUCCACACGCACCACACCACGAUACAUUAUCUUUUUUCUUUUCGAGAAUUUUAUAUUGGUCUUUUUCGGCGCAUAGACUUUAGAUCGGUUUUUACCUACCUUUCUUCACAUAUUAGAAGUAUCCGUUACAGUCAAAAAUACAAAAAGGGGGGCUCCAGUCUUAAAUCGACAAACUGUUUUCUUCAGCUGUCAAACGUACCUUAAGGGCAAGUGGUUCGGGUGUUUCGAUUGCGGCGGCGGCGUGUUUUCAACAGAAAAACACCGUCAAGGGAAAUAGCGCGAGUUUGCUUGGAAGAAAUAUAGAAAGGAGGAUGCAUAGUAAGGUUGUUGGUGAGUAUUCCCUUCUUUUAUGGUGGGGUGAACUGGGAGGGGUGAUGGAUGGGAAUUGAAGAAAGAAAGGUGUCUGCGAAUAAGGUACUGACUUCAAGGAAUAGUUAUUGGCUCAGGCCCGGCGGCUCACACUGCUGCCGUAUAUCUUGCGCGUGCAGAAUUAAAACGUGAGUCCACAUUCUGGGGAUAGGAAAUCGAGAGUUGGUGGAAGGGGGUUGGCUGACAUUCAUUGUUUAGCUGUACUUUAUGAAGGUUUCUUAGCAAAUGGAAUUGCUGCUGGUGGACAAUUGACUACUACCACCGAUGUAGAGAAUUUUCCUGGUUUCCCUAAAGGGAUUGGUGGACAAGAACUUAUGGUAAUUUCACCUCGUUUCCAGAAAUUGGCAGAACGACAGCUAAAGAAUUUUGUGAAAAGGAUAAUAUGCGCGCACAAUCCGAACGAUUCGGUACUCAAAUCAUCACCGAAACAGUUGCAAAAGUUGAUCUCUCCAAACGCCCUUUCAAAUACUGGACCGAAUGGGAUGACAAAACCGAACACACAGCGGAUUCCAUCAUCAUCGCUACCGGUGCAUCAGCUCGCAGACUCGGUCUUCCAGGUGAGGAGAAAUACUGGCAAAAUGGUAUUUCCGCUUGUGCAGUUUGCGAUGGAGCCGUACCAAUUUUCAGAAAUAAGCCCCUGGUAGUUAUUGGUGGUGGAGAUAGUGCUGCGGAAGAAGCCAUGUUCCUCACGAAAUACGGAUCUCAUGUUACGGUUUUGGUCCGAAAAGAUCAUCUACGUGCGUCGAAAACGAUGGCUAAGAGAUUACUUGCCAACAAGAAAGUUACUGUUAAAUUCAACACCGUCGGAGGUGAAAUUACUGGUGAUGAUAAGGGAUUGAUGACGCAUAUGAUUUUUAAGAACGUCGUUACUGGAGAGGAAGAGAAAGCCGAAGCCAAUGGGUUAUUCUAUGCCGUAGGACAUGAUCCAGCUACUGCAUUGUUCAAAGAGCAAAUCGAGACUGAUUCCGAGGGAUAUAUUGUAACCAAGCCCGGAACGAGUUACACGAAUGUGGAGGGGGUUUUUGCCGCGGGUGAUGUUCAGGAUAAGAGAUACAGACAGGCUAUUACUAGUGCCGGUACGUUUUGCAUCUUCAUCUUUGAAUCUGUAACGAGAAACUAAUCAUGUCAAUAGGAUCUGGAUGUAUAGCAGCUCUGGAGGCAGAAAAAUUCCUCGCUGAGCAAGAGGAUGCGGAAAAUGAUUUGGAGAAGACGGAUGCUGAAAAGGGUAGCAAUGUUGUGGUUCCUGAGUAUAGAUCUAACCCUUUGCUUUAAGUUUUUUUCUUUGUCAUUGGUCAUUUUAGAUGUUUUUACAUGGCAUUUAGUGAGAUAGGUUGGAUUCCUUGCAUGCUUGCACGGAUAUCCUUAUAGUUAGUUAUUAUACCUUGAUAGAAAGA